AUGCUUAAGUGGAAGCCAUGGCGCGCCCAAGCACGAGACAACACUUUCUCCAGCUCGAAAGGAGACCUGGAGAAGAGGGCACCUGAGCGGAAAAAAUGGAGCAUGGGCAUCUUGAGCGACGAAGAGACGGACAAGAUUCCUGGCUCCGUACUCUUGUAUCCAGAGGAAUCAGACCAUAAUGGACCCCUCAGCCUUCACAACACUCCAGCUGAGAUACUCGACUCAUCGCUGACCUCAUCAUAUCCGUCCUCCGUACAAAGCGGUUCAGCACAACCCACACGAACCGAGAAGAAACGGACAGCCGGUGGCAAGAUAAUCCUGGAACCCCAGCCCGACGAGUCCCAAAACGAUCCGCUGAACUGGCCAAAGAAACGUAGAAAUGCGGCGCUGCUGUCCAUAGGCUUCUACUGCAUGGCCGGCGGAGGCAUGGCCCCAUUACUUGCCACAGGCUUCCACGAUAUUGCAGAAACAUACCAUGUUUCGGAGGCCUCGGUCGCGCUUACCACCAGACUGUACAUACUGGGGCUGGGGAUAGGGAGCCUUGUCUGCUCGCCUACAGCCAUCCUCUUCGGCAAGCGGCCAGUGUAUCUCGCAACUACGAUUCUGUUCAUUCUGAGCUCUGUGUGGUGCGCCUUGUCGCCGAAUUAUCCAUCCUUGCUUGUUGCUAGGAUUGUACAGGGACUGGCUGUCAGCCCUGUCGAAUGCCUUCCUUCAGCCUCGGUAGCGGAGAUAUCCUUUCUCCAUAAGCGACCAUACCGCCUGGGAAUCUACACGCUGUUCCUGCUGGGAGGGAUGAAUUUGGUGCCUCUGAUCAGCGCUGUUGUCAUCCAGGCUCUGGGGUGGAGCUGGGUCUUUUGGAUUGUCGCCAUGGUGGUCGGCCUAUGCUUCGUGCUACUCUUUCUAUUUGUUCCCGAGACGUUCUGGGACAGAACACCACGUCCGUAUGGGUAUAAUCAGGGACAGCGGGAGGCCCAGCCGAGUGAACAGGGCUCAAGCCGACACCCUCGCAGUGAUACCAGAGACGCUUCCGCCCAAAUCGAUGGCGGUAGCGAGUCAGGGAACGCCUCAAAUUUUCCUCUCCUGCUCCAAUCAGCACCUGGAACGCUUGCCCAUAGGCGUCGUGAACGUCAUCCGCAUUCUGGUAACGCUGAUAAUAAUGCCGCUGCAGAGAAGACUGCAGAGGCUAUUAACGGGGCCGUAUUAGAAUUCGGCAAACCUUACAGCGGCCCCAUGAGCACACAGCAAUCAAAAGCGACGUCUAUUGCAGGCAUCGCGUCUCCUGGAUCGCUUCACUCGGAUGCCUGGAGAGUUGUACCUAUGGGCGGUGCACCGAAAACCCCGUUGCUCCGCAACCUCAACUCGCCAUUCUACGAAUCACAGGCUAACGAGGACGACUACUUCGCCUUGAGUGCUACAGCCGCGCCGAAUGUUAACGAAGGUGCAGUGCUGAGUCAACCGCAGGAGUCACCAACCGCUUCAGAGCCACUGAGACUCGUCUUGAGGCUGCCUUCGCCUCCCCUCCGUUCGGCCCUCCGCUCACCGCACCAGUCACCAGAGCAUUCCAGCCCUCGCAAGCACUCCCCGCCCCACAGGCUCUACACCACCUGCUGCUACCGCCUACACCGAAUUCUGGAAGACCCACCCGCCGAAAACCUUUUACAGACUCUCCGCCCCUAUUAUGGCCGCCUAUCACAAGGCUCCUGGCUAAAAGUCGCUGUGCGGCCCUUCGUCCUCUUCGCCUACCCCUCAAUCCUGUGGAGCACUGUGGUCUACUCCCUCUCGAUCGGGUGGUUGAUCGUUCUUUCCGAGUCCGUGUGUUCCAUCUACCGCGACCGCGACUCCUACAACUUCUCCGCCCUCCAGACGGGACUCGUCUACCUCUCCCCCUUCAUUGGCGGCAUCCUCGGCACCAUCGUUGCGGGAAAGGUCUCCGAUCAUGUCGUGUGGUGGAUGGCCAAACACAACGGAGGUGUGUACGAGCCGGAGUUUCGGCUGGCGAUGGCAGCGCCGGUGGCGGUGUGCACGAUGGUGGGGCUGAUGGGGUUCGGGUGGAUUGCGGAAGAGAGAGAAGCCUGGAUCGUGCCGACGGUGUUUUUCGGGGCGGUCAGUUUUGGGUGUACGCUAGGGUGUAUGACAGCGAUUACGUUUGCGGUGGAUUGUUAUAGCGGGUUGGUAGUGGAGGCGAUGGUUACGUUGAAUCUGGGGAAGAAUGUCUUCCACGGCCUGGUCUUCUCGCUCUUCUUUACCCACUGGCUAGAGUCCGACGGGCCGAGAGUUGUGUUUCUUGCCAUCGGGGGCAUUCAGAUGGCGUGCUUGCUCGUGACGACACCCAUGUAUGUUUACGGCAAAAGGGCCAGGAUGUGGACUGCGAGGAAGAACCUGAUGGAGAAGUUUUAA
This is a messenger RNA of Coniosporium apollinis CBS 100218, 2397 nucleotides long. RefSeq lists its product as uncharacterized. The record is from RefSeq and is a predicted model, not a curated record. NCBI's taxonomy places the organism in Eukaryota, Fungi, Ascomycota, Dothideomycetes. Gene Ontology annotation, biological process: transmembrane transport. Bases 1 to 2397 code for a protein of 798 amino acids. Gene Ontology annotation, molecular function: transmembrane transporter activity. The transcript is spliced from 5 exons.